AUGUGUGCUGUCGCUACUCCAAAGCACAAGUGGCCACCGGCCCCUCGUGUGGAGGACGAGCAUGUUGCCCGCUCGUACGAAGUGUCGGAUUCUUCUCUGUCCUCAUACAUUGAAGACGAUGACUCUGUCGUAUCGAGAGGAACAAUCGACCAGUGGCCCAUUAUAUUACCAGUGGAGUUUCCGGGGCCUUGCAACCAGUCAGCCCAUCAUGAUGAACAUAUAAUGUCAAGAAAGAAUGCCGCAACAAAGGAUAUGCCAGUUUACAGGAAAGCCACGGACAAUACACCACAUACAUCGUCACUCAAACGAAGCCAAUCAGAAAGGAGACCUACUAGUAGGGUCCGAUUUUCAGAGCCUGGAAGAGAUGAACAUCCUAGAGUUAGAAUGGGCCCUGUCCCAUCUAAAGCUAAUAUGAAGUAUUCCACGGAUCCCGAGGCCACUACUACUGCCAAUGUCACUGCCACUGGAAAGGAUGCCAUGCCAAGCCAAAAAUCUAACUCCAGCUCAAGAUCUCAUCGUAAAUCGGUGAUUCAGGGCCCAGAGGGGCCUCAAUCACAAGGGGCUAACUACUCACUAGGGUAUACAGCAGCAACAUUUCAGCAUCCAGCAGCAUCUCACAAAUACGCUGCGAUGAGCUUGAUACCGAAGCGACUUUCAGAUGCAUGGAAAUCUGUUCAGCGAUUUGAUGUCUCGAUUGAUGGUGGUGAGAGAAGGCGACACCGCCGUCAGCAUGUCGGGGAAUGGUAUAGUGAUGACGAGGUGUUUGCCUCCCACAAGUCGAGAUAUUCGCCUCCAGUCGUCGACGAACCUGUUAGAAAAGCAACCCAAGACGCCAAAUCGAGCCGAAGAUCAAGGAAAGAUGAUACCACAGAAAAGGCACCACGCCAACGAGGUUCGAGCCGUCGUCGAAAGCCCAUAGCUACGGAAGAAAUGUAUAGCUACAUCCCUGAGACCAGCUCUGGCAAAGGGAAAAGCUCCUCUCGCUCCGAGAGACGCCGUAGCAGCAGCUCGCUACCUCGCUUAGAGCGGGCAAAUCUCGAUAUAUGCUCCCAUCAAUACCAAGAGCCAACAGAUGGACACUUCUCUGACUCAAUGACAAAGCUACCAGUUACGACAAGUGCGCCACCAUAUGAAGGAGCUCUCACUCAACAUCAAACCUUCCCUCCUGUCACUUUUAGCCCCACUGGUCAAGACUACAACCCCGAAGGAUGGGAGUACAUUUCCCCUGCUCCUUGCUAUGAGUGCAACGGACAUGAUACGUCCUGGUCUGUGCCUUCUUACCUACCCGCGGUUGACAUGCCAAUCCAGUCUCCGUAUAUAGGGUACCAGGAAAAUGCAAUGACAACUGCACCGGCACUAAGCUCAGCCCUUGCUGGACAAGAGACUACGAGCCGUGGUGCCGUCAAACCUCAUAGACAAGUGUCACCAAGACGUCGUUGCGAGGACACUUCUGCAUUGGCCCCUUGCCCAAGGUCAAUUGCCAUAGCUGAUUAUAAUGACUGGUCAACCAUAGUGGGCUUGACUCAUAUGAACAUCUGCCCAUCCUGCACUCAGCAGAUUCAGAAGACUCGCUUCGAAUCACUUCUCAUUCCGGCGCCUCCUCAGCCCCUCGGUCUACCAGUGCGAUGCUCCAUGAGCCAACCAUGGGCACGACUAGCAUGGGUUCAGACGAUGAAGCUCGGCUUGAAUCAUCUUGAAUUGCUCUACCAGCUCACUCGGCCUUCGUCAAUCUACAAGAGUUGCCCUGGUCGCACUCCUUCCACCCAAACAUGGUACAGAGUCAUUGAUCCAGAUACCGGCAGGCUCAUGCCUAACUUCAAUGCAUGCGCAUCAUGCUUCCGCAAUGUCAGAAUCCUCAUGCCAUCGCUACGUGAUUCAUUCCAGCCAAGCUCGACUUCACAGGAACGGACUUGCGACCUUCGCUGCGGCAGCACUCGCUUCAUCCAAUACCUCGACCUCCUCGAUGUAGCAGCUACCCGCCAUCGGCAUGACCCAAGCCAUAAGCCGGACCUACGAGACUUUAUCCGAUACGCCAAACGCAAGAACCGCCUAUAUGACUGCCCCCGUGACCACCUCGUCGUUGGCCCCUGGCAUGGCAUUGAUGAGUUACCCGAAUUUACUAUCUGUGAGGACUGUUACGAUGACGUUGUCUGGCCGUUCGGUAACAGCCCUGUAGCGUCGCUGGUAUCUCCAACCGUUCAAAUGACUCCAGACAAUACCGCUGUAGUAUCCCGUCAGGCAUCAUGCCAGCUAUACAGCCCACGAAUGAGAAUGAUGUUCCGUGAAGCUGUCAGGCGUUCGGACUUUGGCUACCUGAGGGCAGCAGUCUUGGCUCGAUACCAGGCUGAGAAUGCUUUCCGUGAGAACAAGCAACUGCUUAUGGAAGAUGUUUCAUUAGGUUAUGAUCGUGAUGCCGAACUGAGGAAAAAUGCAGCUGAAUGGAGACGUUGGGAAUGA
Molecule: messenger RNA, 2457 nt
Organism: Nannizzia gypsea CBS 118893
Lineage: Eukaryota; Fungi; Ascomycota; Eurotiomycetes; Onygenales; Arthrodermataceae
Exons: 1
Coding region: 1-2457 (818 amino acids)
Source: RefSeq, a predicted model, not a curated record